Molecule: messenger RNA, 934 nt
Organism: Ricinus communis (castor bean)
Lineage: Eukaryota; Viridiplantae; Streptophyta; Magnoliopsida; Malpighiales; Euphorbiaceae
Product: basic form of pathogenesis-related protein 1
Exons: 1
Coding region: 300-791 (163 amino acids)
Cellular component (GO): extracellular region
Source: RefSeq, a predicted model, not a curated record
AGAAAAGUACUAUGAUUAAGUUAUUGGAGUAAAAUUUAUUGAUUUUAUUCAUGACAUAAAUUAUAAAUUACCUGGGGCCCUUUAUUUCUUAGACAAAGAAACUUAUUUGUAUCCAAACAUUAACAUCUAGUAUUAACAUCCAUCAGUUUGUUGUGUCUAAAUUUGUAGUUGUGAACGAAUUUUAAGGAUAAGUUCUAUUUUUUUUUUUUCGUUUUUGUCCCCUAAAGUCUCUCUACCUACAAAUACGUCAAAUUAAACCAUAUAAGAACCUCAGGUGUUCCUUUGAAGAGAAAUAGAAAAUGGGUUUCACCAAUUUGGUAAUAGCUCUAUGUUUGGUGGCAUCAGCCCUAUCUCCAACAUGUCUAGCUCGAAACUCCCGCGGAGACUACCUUGAUGCACAUAAUGCAGUUCGAGCAGAGGUAGGCGUUGACCCACUUGUAUGGAACAAGACAUUGGCAGACUAUGCCAAGGGUUAUGCAAAAACAAAAAUUAAUAAUUUUGUGUAUGAGCAUUCAAAUUAUCUUCAAUUUGGUUAUGGUGAAUGUUUGGCAGCAAGUCCUCAACCCAACUUCAAUGCCAAAGAUGCAGUGAAAAUAUGGGCAGAUGAGAAGAAAUUUUAUGAUCGUAAAUCAAAUUCUUGUAAAGGUGAUGAAUGUGGGCAUUACACUCAAAUCGUUUGGCAUGACACAAGUCAAGUGGGUUGUGCUAGAGUUAAGUGCAAAAAUGGGCAUACAUUUAUCAGCUGCAACUAUUAUCCCAUAGGGAAUGUUCAAGGUCAAAGCCCUUAUUGAUCAAUUUUUAAUGGUUAGGGUAGAUAUAUGUAUAUCAUCAUUUGACAUAUAUCUGUCAAUACAUUAAUAUAGUGAUGAUAUAAAUUUUCUUUUAAUAUUUAUAUAUUUUUAAUACGAACUAAUUAUUGUUAUUAUUUUGAUUA